GUCAAGCCGUGCCUAUCUUUGACAACAAUUUUUCAAUAUGCGUUUGUAAAUUUGUCUAUAUAUGUAGAGGCUAGAGAGAGAGAGAGAGAGAUCAGAGAGCCGACCUUAUAAGUUAUAAACAUCAAACUUCCCUCGUUUCCUUCCCAUUUGCAUCACUUUCUUUGGUUAUCCAAUAUGGAGUCUCCUAGCAUUCCCAAGUUCACAAUUCCUCUCUCUUGCUUCCUUACGCUUUUACUGUGUGCUGCCACUCUAAAUCCUGUAUUUACUUCAAAAGUUUGCAACUUUCCGGCAAUCUUUAACUUUGGCGCCUCAAGUUCCGAUACUGGAGGAUUGUCUGCUACCCUCCAAAGAGUCAUACCGCCUAACGGGGAGACCUAUUUUCACAAGCCUGCCAGAAGGCUCUGCGAUGGUCGGCUCAUUAUUGAUUUCAUAGCAAUGGGUGUUGGUCUUCCAUAUCUGAGUGCAUACCUUGAUUCCUUGGGAACUAACUUCACACACGGUGCAAACUUUGCCAUGGCUGGAUCCACAAUCAGACUACCAUCCAGAAUUAUACCUGCAGCAGGUGGAUUUAGUCCCUUCUACCUCAAUAUCCAAUACUCACAAUUUGAGCAGUUCAAAGAAAGAUCACAGUUUAUAAGACGACAAGGAGGAAUAUAUGCACAUUUGAUGCCCAAGAAUGAUUAUUUUCCUAAAGCUUUGUACACAUUUGAUAUUGGUCAGAAUGAUCUUAGUGAGGGAUUCUUUAGUAACAUGACUGUAGAGCAAGUCAAUGCUUCUAUCCCCGAUAUUCUUGACAAGUUCUCUCUUAAUGUUAAGAAUAUAUAUAAGUUGGGAGCUAGAUCAUUUUGGAUCCACAAUAAUGGACCGAUUGGUUGCCUUCCUUAUAUUUUGGUCAAUUUUCCAUCAGCUCAAAGGGACCGCUAUGGCUGUGCAAAGCCUUAUAAUGAUGUAGCUCAGUCUUUCAAUCACAAGUUGAAGGAGGCCAUUGUUCAACUCAGGAUCGAUCUUCCUUCAGCUGCAAUCACAUAUGUAGAUAUCUACUCUGUUAAGUACUCUCUUUAUAGGGAACCACAAAAAUACGGAUUUGAGCUUCCACUUGUUGCGUGUUGUGGGUAUGGAGGAAAGUACAACUACAGCAGUAGUGUUGGGUGUGGAGGAACAGUGACUGUGAAUGGAAGCCAAAUAUUUGUUGGUUCAUGUGAGCGCCCCUCAGUCAGAGUAAACUGGGAUGGAAUUCACUAUACUGAGGCUGCCAACAAGUUUGUCUUUUCUCAAAUUUCAACUGGAGCGUUUUCAGAUCCACCUGUACCCUUAAAAAUGGCAUGUCACCAAGUUUAAAUUCCCAUUCACACAUUAAUUAAAAUAUAUAUAUUUGUAUAUGUAAAUUAAGGAGAAAUGAUUAGAUAAGUCUCAAAUAAAUAAGUUUCUGUAAGCAUUUAUAAAAAAGUAGACCCAUCUUUAAAAAGUAAAAAACAAAAAUCCAUUUUUUUGUGGGAUCUACUAUUUUAUAAAAACUUUACCCAAGAUUUAUCUAUUUGAAAUUUGUAUUUAUCUGUUUAUUAUGAUGUUUUUUGUUCCUAA
Messenger RNA from Juglans regia (Persian walnut), 1581 nucleotides. Its product is annotated as esterase-like. Bases 175 to 1338 code for a protein of 387 amino acids. The transcript has 5 exons. NCBI's taxonomy places the organism in Eukaryota, Viridiplantae, Streptophyta, Magnoliopsida, Fagales, Juglandaceae. Gene Ontology annotation, molecular function: hydrolase activity, acting on ester bonds. The record is from RefSeq and is a predicted model, not a curated record.